AUGCCUACUAUUCUCAUUACCGGUGCCAAUCAAGGCAUUGGCCGCGCACUUACUGAGGCUUAUUUAUCGCGCCCCAACCACACUGUCAUUGGGGCUGUCCGCAAUCCAGAGAGCACCACGCUCAAGGAUGUCAAGCCAGGGGAGGGCAGCAAGCUGCUAGUCGUCAAGAUCGAGGCCACGUCCGAGACAGACCCUGCUGAAGCGGUUGACCACAUCAGGGCAGCCGGUAUCACUGCGCUGGAUAUCGUUAUAGCGGUGACCGGAAUCAACCCGGCCAGUGCUUUUGCUUCCGUCAAUGACAUCAAUAUCGAGGCCUUGCACGAAAUCUUCAAUGUCAAUACAUUCUCCUUUGUGAGCCUCUUCAAGGCCGUGCAGCCGCUUCUCCUGACGUCGAGCAACUCCCCGAAACUAUUAGCUCUCAGCUCGAGCGGCGGUCAGAUAGCCGAAAUGGAACCCACGAUCCCCGUCAAGGUUGGCAUCUACGGUGCCAGCAAGGCGGCUCUCAACUACCUCGUCCGACGAGUGCAUUUCGAGAACCCGUGGCUGACUGCAUGGGUCAUGAACCCCGGUUUUGUGCAGUCGGCAUCCGGGAACGCCAAUGCCAAGCUUUGGGGUAUGGAACAGGCACCGCAUUCCAUGGAAUUGAUUAUCCCAGCUCUGAUGGCAAAGAUCGAUGCGGCCACGCGAGCUGAAACAUCAGGAAACUUUUACAAUUUUGAUGGCACGCCACUUACCUAUUGA
This is a messenger RNA of Pestalotiopsis fici W106-1, 741 nucleotides long. RefSeq lists its product as uncharacterized. The record is from RefSeq and is a predicted model, not a curated record. The transcript has 2 exons. Lineage: Eukaryota; Fungi; Ascomycota; Sordariomycetes; Amphisphaeriales; Sporocadaceae. The coding region runs from base 1 to 741 and encodes 246 amino acids.